This is a messenger RNA of Prorocentrum cordatum, 1386 nucleotides long. The record is from the annotation of a GenBank genome assembly. Lineage: Eukaryota; Dinophyceae; Prorocentrales; Prorocentraceae.
AUGGCGGCCAAGAGCGGCAGCAGGCGGGGGCUGCUGAAGGCUCGCAGCGAGGACAACGCGUCCUCCUCGCACUUCGACGCGGAGGAGGGGGACUCCGACUCCGAGGAGGAGGAGGAUGCGACGAAGCCUGGCGCCCGGCACUUCGGCCUCUGGGUGAUCGCGGCGCUCCUGUGCGCCAUCCUGGCGAUGUUCUGCGCCGUCUACGGCCUGUCCCUGAAGGACUCCGGCACGAGCGGGGAGGAUGCCGGCGAGGGCUCCGGCAUGCGGCCCGAGGACGAGGACACGGAGCACAUGCCCGAGAGCGGCCUCCUUACAAACGCUGAGUUCAGGUGGUUCAAGUGGACUCCGCUGAAGCGCACGGCCGAAGAGUCUAUACUAGAUGCUUUUCGGUUCGGCAUGGGGUGGGCCAAUGCCCGCUUCACAGAGGGGCGCGAGGGGCCGGCCCAAGCGAUGACCAAGGAGUAUGUCGCCGAUUGGGUCGCCAACCAGCUUCUGCGCGUCAACCCCUUUGGCAAGGACGAUGCAGUGCCAGUGCCUCUGUCGCCCCUGAAGCAGGGCCACUUCGUCGGUUACACGAGGCGACAGGUCUGCUACAUCGUCGCCCAGAGCCUGCUCGGGGCCCGCACGGAGGGCUACGACAGCUUCCUUGCCAGAUACCUGGACGGAGAGGACGAGUGCGGCGCGGACUCCGCCGAGCCCAGCCCGCGCACGGACAGCUUCGGCAGGGCCCUGUGGAACCUGCUGGCCACCUGCGCCGCGGACCCGAGCCUCUCAGGCGUCGGCCAUGGUCCACUGCUGCUGGUGGUCGUGGCCGAGAAGGUAGAAGAGAAAGUCACAAAGUUGAAGCAGAUCGCGAGUUACGCUCCCCUGGAGGGCGCGGGCCUACGCGUGUGCCGCUACGACGACGGCGCAACCGACCUGGCCGACCCGAUAUAUUCGAAGGGAGAGGAGGACGUUCCUCAGGAGGGCUGCAUUCCACCGACGCUGGGCGGCCCUGGCCGCGACUUUUUGACCGGAGGCCUCCGGUACCAGGCCGUGCUCGCCACCGCCUUCGGCGAGUCGCUGCCGUGCGGCAGCCGCUCAGAGCGCGAUCCCCUCCUGGCGUACAUCAGGGGCGGCGGCACUCCUGCUAUUUCUCUCCGACGGAGACAGGGGGCCCAUGUCCGACAAGCCGUUCUGGCUGCUGGGCGCGCGAAAGAUCAUGGUUGGCCUCGACGGGACGGGGAGGUUCGACUCUCGGAUGGAGCUAGACACGAACCUGUCGAUGAACAGCGACUUGGAGACGGUGAUUCUCAAUGGGACGAACUACAAAAUGAGCUCGUCGCGCCCCCUGCUCGCGUACAUUGGGGCAAGCCUAGAUUUCCUGAACAUCAGUGGGAGGGAUGA